This is a messenger RNA of Ylistrum balloti, 1293 nucleotides long. RefSeq lists its product as uncharacterized. Bases 1 to 1293 code for a protein of 430 amino acids. The record is from RefSeq and is a predicted model, not a curated record. The transcript has a single exon. Lineage: Eukaryota; Metazoa; Mollusca; Bivalvia; Pectinida; Pectinidae.
AUGGCAAGUCUCGGUGAAGAAAUGUGUUCAAUGGAAGAGCAAACUAGGUCACAUUCCGAUAUAAGGACAAUGGCCGACGAGUCUCCUAGUGCUCCGCGCAACGACGCAGUUCCCCUCAAUACGUCCGGAGUAUCACCGGAGAAAAUAAAGCGAACCCGAGUUGGUCUAACAGCGAGACAUAAACGGGAAAUUUGUCUGUAUAAACAAUUUAACCCUAAAGCAACCCAAGAGAAUCUUGUCCAAUUUUGUAAAGAUAGGUGGAAUUUACCAGCUGGGAGGACAACAUUGGGGGAAAUACUCCGCCAGAAGGACAAAUGGUUGAGUAUCACUCCGGACCAGGAGGAGAUGAGACGGAGCAGAGGUGGGCGACACAAUAAAUUGGAAGUGGAACUUUUUAAAUGGAUAUCGGCUCAAAGAAAAAUCGAUCAAUCGAACACUUUGUCGGACCAAACAAUCAUCGAUCAAGCCAAAAUUAUAGGUCAGGAACUAAAUAUUGACCCAUCGUUUUCGUAUUCCAAUGGCUGGUUAUUCAAAUUCAAGAAACGCCACGGAAUUAAAAGUAAGGGUACUACGGGACGGUUUCAGAUUUUAGAGAACUGUUACUCCUAUGAUGAACAUAAUCCUGGUGUAUCAUUUGACGGGAAAUUAUCGGAAUAUUCAGAUUCGGAACCAAAUUUUCAUGGUGGACCGAAUAUGUUUAGUAACGUUUUUGGUAACAGUUUAACCGGACCCUCAGUGGUGGAUCAAUCCCACGUUUAUUCUCCAUACACAUGCAAUUUGAACACAUAUGGAGAAAAAGAGACUGCUAAUGAUAUUCCUCGACCACACAACAUAUUUCCAUCAUCGGCUGAAAUGAUAAUUAAGGAAGAAUGCAUCACAGACGAUGAAAACAGUAACGAUUUUGAAGAUGCCGACGAAAGUAUAAACUCAGUUCAAACUAGUGUUACACAUUCACCAUUGCUACAAUUAGAGUGCGACAACGAGGCACACGCGACCUCAUCACGACAACUUGUUGUCAAAGAAAGAGACAAUACAGCUCAUCAAAGUCAGCGUCCGCGUUGUGCAAUUCUUCCAAUAUCGACGAAGCGAAUUAUUACGGCAUCUGAAGCGAAGCACGGCGCUCUUCUGUGCAUCCGUUACCUUGAACACCACCCCGAACUGGGGGAACACCUGGAUACAAUGUGGGAGAUACAUGACGAUAUAGAAGCACAUUAUGACCGGGAGAUGUCCAGCCAGAGAACUAUUACGGACUAUUUUCGUCGGAGCAGAAGACGGUCUGAUGUCGGACUCUGA